This is a messenger RNA of Morus notabilis, 1721 nucleotides long. Its product is annotated as beta-glucuronosyltransferase GlcAT14B. The transcript is spliced from 4 exons. Gene Ontology annotation, molecular function: glucuronosyltransferase activity. The coding region runs from base 213 to 1478 and encodes 421 amino acids. The record is from RefSeq and is a predicted model, not a curated record. Gene Ontology annotation, cellular component: membrane. NCBI's taxonomy places the organism in Eukaryota, Viridiplantae, Streptophyta, Magnoliopsida, Rosales, Moraceae.
UUCACAUUCACAAACAAUAACUCACCCACUAACCUAACACCAAAAAAUACACGUAUAGCUAAUUAUUACAAGUUAAAGCUGUUCAUACAUUCAUUUUCCUCUGCACAAACCAAAAAACCAACAGCAAAACCCCAAAACAGAGCUAAUAAUAAUAAUAAUAAUAAUAACAACAACAUCAGAUUAGAUCCUCCAUUUUUGUUCUUCUUUGGAGAAUGGAGAAUAACAAGCAACCAAAGAAGAAAAACUGGUUCCUCCCCUUGAUGCUCUCCCUCGUCUUAUCCACUUUCCUUGUUUUCAUCUUUGUUUUCUCUUCUUCAACCUCGUAUUCUUCUCAUUUCUACAAGACCCAAGUGAGGAAAAAGAAGAACAAUGAUGUUAUUCCACGUUUUGUGGAAUCCAAGCUAAGAAUUUCUUCAGUUUCAACUGACCCAAUUCCCAGAUUGGCUUACUUGAUAUCUGGAUCAAUGGGAGAUGGGCAAAGCUUGAAGAGGACUUUGAAAGCUCUUUACCAUCCGAGAAACCAGUAUGUUGUUCAUUUGGACUUGGAGGCCUCGGCUGAGGAGAGAUUGGAGUUGGCUGAGUUUGUGAGGAAUGAACCAAUUUUUGGGAAAGUGGGGAAUGUUAGGAUGAUUGUGAGGGCCAAUCUGGUGACUUAUAGAGGGCCCACAAUGGUCACCAAUACCCUCCAUGCUGCGGCUGUUUUGUUGAAGGAAGGUGGAGAUUGGGAUUGGUUUAUUAAUCUAAGUGCUUCGGAUUAUCCUUUGGUCACCCAGGAUGAUCUGCUUCAUACAUUGUCAACUAUCCCAAGAAACCUUAAUUUUAUUGAGCAUACCAGUGACAUUGGCUGGAAGGAGUCUCAGAGAGCAAGACCCGUUAUAAUUGAUCCGGGGCUGUAUAGCCUACACAAAUCAGACGUAUUUUGGGUCCCGGAAAGGAGGGGUGUGCCAACUGCAUAUAAGCUGUUUACAGGUUCUGCUUGGAUAAUGCUCUCUCGCCCGUUCAUAGAAUUUUGUGUAUGGGGUUGGGACAACCUUCCAAGGAUAGUCCUUAUGUACUAUGCCAACUUUCUCUCUUCACCUGAAGGUUACUUCCACACUGUAAUCUGCAACGCUGACGAGUUUCGAAACACAACUGUGAACCAUGAUCUCCACUUCAUAUCAUGGGACAACCCUCCUAAGCAACACCCACAUUUUCUAACUACUGAUGACUUCGAGAGGAUGGUAGCCAGCAACGCUCCCUUUGCAAGGAAAUUUGGCAGGAACGAGACGGUUCUUGACAAGAUCGACACCAAGCUUUUGGGCUGCAAUGCUGAUGGAUACGUACCAGGUGGAUGGUUGAGUAAGCAAGGAAAUACGAUCUCAGAUUAUUUAAUAACAAAUACCACCAAGCCUAAACCAGGUCCUGGUGCUGAAAGGCUGAAGCAUCUCAUCACCGGUUUGUUAACAGCGGAGGAUUUUCAUGCCAAGCAGUGUUCUUGAUACCUGAAGAGGACCAAGAUAUUGCACGAAAAGCGGCGAACUUAUACUUAGUAACCAGGACAGGAAAUUGCCGUCGACACAAAAAUAAUGAUUGCGGCCCUGACUGGGUAGAUAUUAGAUAGCAAAUUGUAGGGACUUAGCUGGGUGAAAAAUUGCCACUACCUUUUAUAGAACAUAUACUUACCCAUUGCAUUUAAUACAAUAUUCUUGUAGCUCAAAAGCUGAAGUGUAGUUAUAAUAUCA